Molecule: messenger RNA, 5618 nt
Organism: Anopheles moucheti
Lineage: Eukaryota; Metazoa; Arthropoda; Insecta; Diptera; Culicidae
Product: atrial natriuretic peptide receptor 2
Exons: 13
Coding region: 1-3993 (1330 amino acids)
Biological process (GO): cGMP biosynthetic process; intracellular signal transduction; receptor guanylyl cyclase signaling pathway
Cellular component (GO): membrane
Molecular function (GO): protein kinase activity; peptide receptor activity; ATP binding
Source: RefSeq, a predicted model, not a curated record
AUGUCUACCAGCGUGAACGAUUUAAGACGUGCUGCGGUGCGGUGUUGGGUGACGAUAUUGCUAUUCGUACUCGCUACUUCCAUCCCAGGACUCGAAAGGACAUCGCUGGCAUACGGUUCGGUCGACAGUUCGCCGUCUCCACUGGUGCCAACGAGCAGCAGUCGCCAGCAACGCAUCGAUAGCCCUAAUAAUAGUUUGAACGAUAGCAAGGGCCCGUUAACGCUUCCACCGCUGACGGCUGUCCAAGCGGCAAACCCAUGGUACGCAAACUUUGCCAAUCGUCCAUCGCAAGUAGGAUGCGAGCGUAUCAAUGCGAAUACCAGCGUAACCGUGGGCCAUAUCGGGUCUGGAAAUUUCGUGAAAUUCGCUAUACUGCUCCCGGAACAACCGAGCAAGCGGCGGGAUGUUCGUAUCCUGUCCACGGUACUGCCGGUGAUCGAGAUGGCUACGCGUAAAGUGACAGCACCCGGUGGCUUACUGCAGAACCUUCGCAUCGAAAUCGACCAUCGCGAUACGCAGUGUUCCUCCACGUUCGGUGCACUCGGAGCAUUCGAUAUCUUUCUCACGCGUAAACCAGAUGUGUUUUUUGGUCCGAUUUGUGAUUACGUGAUAGCACCGAUCGCCCGCUACAGCUCCGUGUGGGGAAUUCCACUGAUAACGUCCGGUGGGCUGACCGAGGCGUUCUCACUCAAAGCUCCUCACUAUAAGACGCUAACGCGCAUGAUGGGCAACUACCAUGCGUUCGGGCUGAUGAUGCGUGAAAUCCAUCGACACUACAACUGGACGAUCCAGGCCUACCUGUACCACGAAUGGGACGAAAAGUCUGGCCGCGGGUUUACCGACUGCUCGAUGGCGAUCACCUCCAUCAAUCGUGCGAUCGGUGGCAACGAAACAUCGUCCUGGACCUUCGACGAGGAGACAGCCAAGUAUGCCGAUUACCUUCGAUUGCUGCGGCAGAUUGAGAACCGCGCAAGAAUUGUCAUCAUGUGCGCCAGUCCGUCGACAAUAAGGGAAAUUAUGCUAGCGGCCGCCGAAUUGAACAUGGUCAACAGUGGCGAGUACGUGUUCUUCAACAUCGAAAUAUUUGGAAGCAUGACGGCAACGAAACAACCGCCCUGGUACGCCAAAAACGACACCGACGAGCGCAACCAGAAGGCAAAGGAAGCGUUCACCGCCUUGCUACAGGUGGUUGCCCGCGAACCCGAGGACGACGAAUAUCGCCGGUUUUCCGAGGAGGUGAAGGAACUCACUAAGACCAAGUAUAACUACACGUAUGCUGAGGAUGAACCCGUUUCAACGUUCGUGACGGCAUUCUACGAUGCGGUGUUGCUGUACGCAUAUGCCCUCAACGAAAGCAUUGCGCUAUUAGGAGAGCAGCGGGCACUUCGCCAACCGAUCAACGGCACACACCUAGCCAAGCUGAUGUGGGGUCGAAGCUUUAAGGGCAUUACCGGCAACGUGACGAUAGACUCGAACGGUGACCGUAUAUCGAACUAUUCGCUACUGGAUCUCAACCCGGAUACGGGACUGUUUGAGGUUGUUGCAAACUAUUACUAUGGAGGAGGUCUUCAGUUUGUUGAGGGUAAAGCUAUUCACUGGGCAGGCGAUCGUACAAAGGCACCUCCAGAUCGGCCAACCUGCGGUUUCGAUGGAUCGCUGUGUCCAGAUAAUUCACUCCCGGGUUACGCAAUUCUGUCCCUUGUACUUGGUGUGUGUGUGGUGUGCAUGGGCAUCGCGUCCAUCGUUGGCUAUCGGCACUACAAACUUGAAGCCGAGAUAAAUUCCAUGACCUGGAAGGUAAACCCGAACGAUGUACUGUCCUGCAAUCCCAGCCGGGGACAUCGGGGCAGCUUCCAUUCGAUGGUCAAACGGGGCAGCCAAGCUGUAAGCAUAUUUCGGGACAAUCCGUCCGGCAAUCAUGAAAACCAAUCGAUAGUCCCGUUUUUCUCAUUGCAGACGAUCUAUUCCGAGGACCUUAACUCGCUGCCGGGCGAUCGACAGAUCUACAUCCAUUUCGGGUUCUAUAAGGGCUGUAAGGUGGCAAUCAAGAAGAUCAACGUACAAAACCUAAGUCUGACCCGCUCGCUAAUGCUUGAGUUUAAGCGCAUGAAGGACAUUCAGCACGAUCAUCUCGUGCGGUUCUACGGUGCAUGUCUCGAUCUGCACCCUGACCCGUUCAUUUUAACCGAGUACUGCCCGAAAGGAUCACUGCAGGACAUUCUGGAGAAUGAGACGAUCAAGCUUGACUGGAUGUUCAAGAUCUCGCUCAUGCACGACAUCGUAAAGGGUAUGGCUUUCCUGCACUCGACCGAUCUACACUCGCACGGUUCGCUUAAGUCAUCCAACUGUGUCGUCGAUUCGAGGUUCGUACUGAAAGUGACGGACUUUGGGCUGCAUCAGCUGCGUCGUAGCAUGGAAGACGGCGACAUCGAAAGUUACGCUUACUGGCAGAAACUUCUCUGGACCGCUCCAGAGCUGCUGAGAGAUCCCCAGUGUCCCCCGGCGGGCAGUCAGAAAGGUGAUGUCUACUCGUUUGGCAUCAUCAUCCAGGAGAUCGUAUCGCGCCAAGGUCCAUUCUACCUCGGCACAGAGGAAAAAUCUCCCAAAGAAAUCAUCAAACUAGUCAGAGACGGACCGGGACUGAUGGACGUUCCUUUCCGGCCAAAGGUGGACGAAUCGUCGUACGAGGAUGUUAACAACAUAAUGGUCAAAUGCUGGGCCGAAGAUCCAGCAGAUCGGCCCGAUUUCGGUGGGCUAAAAACGAUCAUCAGAAAAAUUAACAAAGAAAAUGAAUCUGGUAACAUAUUAGAUAAUUUAUUGCAACGCAUGGAGCAGUAUGCGAACAAUCUGGAGGCCCUGGUGGAUGAGCGAACGCAGGAUUACUUCGAGGAGAAGCGCAAGUGCGAGGAACUGUUGUACCAACUGUUGCCCAAAUCCGUAGCGGCACAGCUGAUCAUGGGCAAAUCUGUGAUAGCGGAAACGUAUGAUCAAGUAACUAUUUAUUUUAGCGAUAUUGUAGGCUUCACCUCGAUUUCGGCGCAAAGCACCCCGAUGCAGGUCGUCGAUCUGCUGAACGAUCUCUACACCUGUUUCGACUCGAUCGUCGAAAACUUUGACGUGUACAAGGUUGAAACAAUCGGCGACGCAUACAUGGUAGUGUCCGGGCUUCCGGUGCGGAACGGGAAUCUGCACGCGCGGGAAAUCUCUCGCAUGGCACUCCGGUUGCUGGCGGCCGUUUACAAGUUCACCAUUCGUCAUCGGCCCAACGAGCAGCUACGGUUACGGAUAGGACUGCACAGUGGACCAUGCGUUGCGGGCGUUGUUGGUUUAAAGAUGCCACGGUACUGCCUGUUCGGGGACACGGUCAACACGGCCAGCCGGAUGGAAUCAACCGGUGAAGCGCUCAAGAUACACGUCAGUCACACCUUAAAAACGCUUCUCGACACAUUCGGCACGUUCGAUCUAUCCGAGCGGGGUCUGGUACCGAUGAAGGGCAAGGGCGAGAUGCUCACGUACUGGCUGCACGGUGAACGGUCCGAACCUUCGACACCGCUACCAAACGGACUGAAAGGGCCAUCGGUGACCAACCGGCAGCAUCUGCUCACCACCGACAGUGCCCCUUCCGUUCUCGAUUCUCACGCACCUGCACAUCAACUGCUGCCAUUGGCGACCAGCCAGGCGAACGUAAACAAUGGGUCCGUCACCGUUGUUAGCUCACCACCGACCGGUAUCCUGAUUAACCAUCAUCACAACAACAACAACAAUUCACCCUGCAGCCUCAACCACAACAACAACUCACCCAACAGUUGCCAUAAUCCGACACCGCCCAAAAAGCACAACAGUGUGUCGUACAGCUUCAUGAAGGCGUCCGGUUCGGCCGGUAACAACAGCAACGGAGCGAACGUACCGAAAGCUUCCGCCCUGUCCAAACCAAAGCUCCCGGAGGUGGAGGCGUUACGUGGGGCAAGCGUUACGAAACCGUUACUUACCUGAAAGCGAUCCGAACCGGGUGUCGCGUUCGUGGAGGGAUUUUUUUGUUUUUUGUGAUGUAAUUUUACGGAUCGUUGAUGAGGCAAUAGCCCAAGCACCGCAUUGGGCCGUGGUACUUGUUUUAACUGUACUCUCCAAUGCAGGUGCGUGUAGAGACUGGCGGAAACUGGCAAAUUGGAUACUUUCCGUUCAGAAGAUUGACGAAAUAAUGACAUUUCGCUGUCACCAAAUUCGUUCAGGCAAGCCAGCUGGUGGAACAUGGAUAUCUAUUGGAUAUCCGAUGAAACAUGGAUUAGCAAUUUCCGAUCGAUUUUAUGCGCUAGUUCAACACGGCGAACAGCAGGGCGAGAUGUCUGACAAAAAAUGUGUUAACGUACUUAAAUCAUGGAUGGGAAUUUUUGAACAAAUUUCAGUCCUUUUAUAGUCGUCAUGUUUGUUAUUGCUUGUUCCAUGUUCCAUUAAAAGAAAAUAGGAUAAAGCUAACGAACUCUGAAAGCUCACCGUGUGCUGUAACUGAACGUUGGAACGCUAUGGCACUUAAUGUCCUAUCCGCGUUUGGACAAAGAAAUGACUGUGAAGAUGAGGUAGAAGAAGAAACAAGGCAUCAUCCGAAAUGCCAUGAAUUUGGAGAGAGUGAAUGAUAAAAGUCAGCUAGAUUAUUUGAUGUUGUAUAAAAAGUGUAAGGAGAUAGAACAGUUACUAGCAAGUGAUUUGCAUAAAUCGCUCUUAUUUGUAUGUGUGUAUGCGUGCGUGUGCGUAUACAUAUCUGUAUUUAUGUGUGGGUGUGUAUAGCGUGUAAGAGACGAACACAAGAAUUUCAGAUUUCAAUCCAACAUCUUUCUUCAACAUUGAUUAAAACAAAGGGUAUACAGGCCAGUCCCCGACAUACGCUAUUAUUGAAGACCACUGUAAUCUGGCAAAGAUCCUCUUAACUCUAAUUUCGGCGUAUGCCGAAUACUGAUGCAAAAUCGUUUAUGUUUCAAAGUGACAUUUUUGAAUUAUUACUCUGUAAUUUAUUUAUUUUACAAUUCAGGUGACUUUUCGUAAAAAAACGAUAACACAAAUUAAAAACAAAUGUUUUAUGUGACAAAGGAAGGAAUUUUCGUCCAAAUUUUCACCUCUUUGCUUACAUUUUGUACUAUAAAUUAACUCAGCUGUCAAACUUCCAAAAAUUGUGUGUUAGAGGAUCCGCGUAUCUCGGGAACUGCCUGUACAUCCAGCCGCACACAAACAAUAAAACUAGCGUCAUGCGGCUUACAUACCUUUCGGGCGUUAGAAUAUUUCCACUAGCGUCUCGUCUCUGAUUAGCAGGACUAUCAUUAACCACUAGCCCUAAAGUAAGAAACAAAACAAAACCAAGCAAAGGAAACUGGAAUCGACAGUUGCAAAAACAGGCAUGAUUAAGGCGACAGCCGCGAUGUGGAGCGUAUUUUUGUAAGUGUAUUAAUGUAGUGUAGCAGUAGUGUUGUAAGUUUUAUCCGUAGUAAGAUGUAACCGAAACGUAAUAUGUGAUCAAAACCGAUAUGAAAUCAACACAAAACACACACAUAGCAGGUGCAGCAAACAAAUAAUUUAAUCGAUGCCAUUUGUAGUUACUAUGUUGUGUCGCAAACGUAAAUACAGGCAGA